Messenger RNA from Nycticebus coucang (slow loris), 11435 nucleotides. RefSeq names its product adenosine deaminase tRNA specific 1 (gene ADAT1). The coding region runs from base 2430 to 3491 and encodes 353 amino acids. Gene Ontology annotation, molecular function: adenosine deaminase activity; RNA binding. NCBI's taxonomy places the organism in Eukaryota, Metazoa, Chordata, Mammalia, Primates, Lorisidae. The transcript has 12 exons. Gene Ontology annotation, biological process: RNA processing. The record is from RefSeq and is a predicted model, not a curated record.
AUGAUUUCAUCUAUUCAAGCAGCUUUGCAUAUAAUGGAGUCUAAAUGAGGUCGGGAUAUAUCUAGUGAGCAUUGACAGAGCCAAGAAUGGAGAGUUUCCAGCAGAGUAUCCUCGGGCCUCUUUCAGAUUAGGAAACUGAGACACAGAAAGGUGAAGUCAACUAUCCAUUAUCACAAUUUGUGGCAUAGCCAAAAUUAGAACCCAGCAAGAGUGAAUGCAAAACCCACAUCCUUAAGCACAACUCCUGUGGGAGAACACUUGACUGGUCCUCAACACCAGCUGAGACCAUGUGGACCGCAAAUGAGAUUGCUCAACUGUGCUACGAACACUAUGGGAUCAGGCUGCCUAAACAGGGGAAACCAGAGCCAAACCGUGAGUGGACGUUAUUGGCAGCUGUGGUAAAGAUACACUCUCCAGCUGUCCAGGCCUGUGACACUCCUGAUAAGCUAGUGCAAGUGACAAAGGAAGUUGUCUCUAUGGGAACUGGAACAAAAUGCAUAGGCCAGUCCAAAAUGAGGAAGAGCGGAGACGUCCUUAAUGAUAGCCAUGCUGAAGUCAUAGCCAAGAGAAGUUUCCAAAGGUACCUUCUCCAUCAGCUACAAUUGGCAGCCACCCUGAAAGAGGAUAGUAUCUUUGUCCCAGGAACACAAAGAGGAAUGUGGAAACUCAGACCAGACCUCCUCUUUGUGUUUUUCUCCAGCCAUACACCCUAGACAGAGUUUCACUUUAUUGCCCUCGGUAGAGUGCCAUGGCGUCACACAGCUCACAGCAACCUCCAAGUCCUGGGUUUAGGCGAUUCUCCUGCCUCAGCCCCCCGAGUAGCUGGGACUACAGGCGCCCGCCACAAUGCCCGGCUAUUUUUUUGUUGCAGUUUGGCUGGGGCUGGGUUUGAACCCGCCACCCUCGGUAUAUGGGCCUGGCGCCCUGCUCACUGAGCCACAGGCGCCGCCCCGGUAAUUUGGAUUUUUGAAGAUUUUACUUUAUGGAAUAAAAAGUUGGCAACCCUCUGUUCAUCUUGAAAUUUUGGUGAUCUUGUAAAACAUGACAUGUCCUGUGGUUUGUCUGCAGAAAGAAAGAACACUACCUAAAGAACGUGACUCCCUGGUCCCCUUGGCUUUUACUUCUCAUUAUUAAUAACUUGAUGCCUGGGUUAGCUACUUCAUACUCUUACUUGUGAGUUAUUAGCAUGAGUCAGCCUCUCAAGUUUGGGCAUUCUGUCAAGAUCAUAUUUCCAAGCUGGCAGAAUGGAAGGUGGAUCCUGGUGAAUUCUCUUUAAGUCACUGUCACCUUUGUCUCCAAAGUCAAGGUCUCUGAAAGUCAGCCAGCCAGCCUCUCUGGCAUCAUUCCCACUUCUGCAUCUGUUCCCUUUCCCUAGGUUAUAAGGAUUACAGAUGUAUUAUUUACACACUUCAGAAAAGCAACAUACAUUAGGUUAGUGGUUGAAGAACUAGCUCUCAAGGGAGAACUGUGCUUUUUAGUGACCUCUGGUUUUUUUUGGUUUCUUAUAAACACAGAAAUAGAUCAGAAAUCUGUAAACUAGCACAGGGAAACACUGGUUUAGACCUGGUGUGUAAUUUACUGCAGAGUCUUAUGCAUCAUAAAAUCUUCAAGAUGGGGAUAUUUUAAGCAAUGUUUGACAAAUUUAUUUAACUAUGAAAUAAACCACCUGUCUUUGUUUCCCAAGGCUUCUUAUGGAAAACCAUUCCACAAAAUGCACUUGAUAAUUCUUGUUUAUGCUAAAACAGUGAUUCUCAACUAGGGACAGUUCUACACCCCUGGGGAGUGAAAUGUCUCCAAAUGUUGUCAAAUUUUACUCCCCUGGGAAGUAAACAACAUUUGGAAACAUUUUAAUUGUCAGAGUAGGAGGUGCUAUUGGCAUCUAGUAGGUAGAGACCAGGGUUGCUGCUAAAUGUCCUACACAUAUGGUCCCCCGCAGCAAAGAAUUAUCUGGUCUAAAAUGUCAGUGCAGUGGUCGAGAAACCCUCAUCUAAACCAGUAUUUCCAAAACUUGCUAGUGAUAAGAAUUACCUGGCAUCUUUGUUAAAAUAUUUAGUUUUCUAGACCCUUCUCCAUUAAUACCAGCUCACUGGGUCUGGGAAGGAGUCUUCAACAAGAGCUUCAGAGGAUUCUUAUUAGGGAUAUUUGGACCUGUGAUCUUAACUCAUCUACAGUCAGUUUGAUCUUUGUUUAAGGCAGUAGUUCUCAAACUUGAGCUUACAUCACAAUCACCUGGAGAGCUUCUUAAAACACACACUGCUGGCUCUACCUCCAGAGUCUCUGAUGCAGCAGGUCUACCGUGGGUCCCAAGAGUUUGCAUUUCUAAGGAGUUCCCAAGAGAUGCCACUGUGGCUGGCCCAGAAACCGCACUUUGAGAGCCACUUGUUUAAGGGGUCCCUUCUCCUGCAGGUGGGGAUGCCUCCAUCAUUCCAAUGCUUGAGUUUGAAGAUCAGCCUUGCUGUAUUGUCAGCAGAGAUUGGGCCAUCAACCCAUCAGUAGAAGCCAGUGGUAACUUGGAAACUCCUGAAAAUAACAAGAAUUACGAAGACCCUGACAGUCCUAUAACCAAAAAGAUGAGGCUUGAGCUUGGAACUCCUACCAGGGAGGUUGCCAACGGUGCAGCUCACCAUCAGAGUUUUGACAAGCAGGAAAGUGGUCAAAUCCUACCAGGUGUUAGCAGCUUGAACCUCACUGUAGAGGGACUGGCCUCUCUCACCACAAUAGCCAUCAAUGGUGCCAAAGCAGUGGACGUUCACAGAACUGGAGCCAAGUGUGUGCCUGGAGAAGCUGGAGACUCAGGGAAGCCUGGUGCUGCAUAUCACCAGGUGGGGCUGCUCCGAUUGAAGCCAGGUCGGGGAGACAGGACUCACUCCAUGUCCUGCAGUGACAAGCUAGCCCGAUGGAAUGUCCUUGGAUGCCAAGGGGCACUGUUGAUGCACUUCCUGGAAGAGCCCAUCUAUCUGACAGCUGUAGUCAUUGGGAAGUGUCCAUACAGCCAGGAAGCCAUGCAGAGAGCACUGAUGGAGAGGUGUCAGAAUGUAUCAACUUUACCCAAAGGCUUUGGAGUUCAAGAACUAAAAAUACAGCAGUCAGAUUUACCAUUUGAACACAGCCGUUGCGCAGUGCAGGCAAAAAGGGCUGACAGCUCAGGCCGACUUGUUCCUUGUGGGGCAGCCAUCAGCUGGAGUGCAGUCCCUGAGCAGCCACUAGAUGUUACUGCUAAUGGCUUUCCCCAGGGGACAACAAAGAAAGGAAUUGGAAGCCUUCAGGCAAGAUCCCGAAUCAGCAAAGUGGAACUCUUUAGAUCUUUCCAGAAGCUGCUAAGAAGUAUUGCAGAGGACAAGUGGCCAGACUCCCUCAGGGUGCAGAAGCUGACUACCUACUGGGAAUACAAGGAAGCUGCCUCUGCUUACCAGGAAGCGUGGAGCGCUCUCCGCAAGCAGGCGUUUGCAUCGUGGAUCAGAAACCCACCAGAUUAUCACCAGUUUAAGUGAAAAGGAAAAGUUUUCAAAUUGUUUGCUGGUAGCAGCCCUGAGAAAUGGUUGGAUACUGAAGGGGAAGAGCUCACAAUGGAAACAGUGAUGACUGUUUGCUCAGGCGGCCAAGAGAAUGAAAAGCACAUUGAAACCCAGCAGUGUUUCCCUGGGAGAGGAGAGGCGAAACCAACCUGACAACAGAGCAGGAUCACAGAGCCCAUUCCCAAGCAUCUUCAGUUCAACGACAGAUGUUUCAGAGAAAGCACCUUCAUUUUCCAAAAAGAAGAGUUUUUAUACCCCAUAUGGAGGAAUCAUUUUUGGCCUUCACAUCCUAGGAACAUGAAUCCUUUUACACCUAAAUGCCUAAAUGUGUCUAUACUGCAGCUAAGAUUGGCUUCCUGUAAGACUGUUUAGAUGGAUCUAAAGCAAAUCUGUCUUUUUUUUUUUUUUUUUUAAUUUAAUAGAAAGGACACUCACAGCACAAAGCAAGUCUGAAGUACUACCCUAUGGUCCAAAAGUGGGAGGGAAAUUCUGCAGUGACACUCCAGGGCUGCAGGUAAAGUCAUGUGAUUUCAAUUUUUAUUUCUUAAAAUUGGAGCCUCCCCAAAAUGAAUCAAAGGGGAUGGAAAUCAAAGCAGUGAUUGUCCCUGGUGGGGGAUUUUGGGGGAUCAUGGGUGAAUGGAAAGAAGCACAAAAGGACUCUAAUGAUGGAAACAUUUGUGUUUUGAUUGGAGUGCUAGUUACACGGCUGUAAACAUUUUUCAAAAUUUAUUAAGUUCUACACUUAAGAUCUGUGUGCUUUACUGUAUAUAUACCUCAAUUUAAAAAUGUAAAAGAAAUAACUGUAGUCCUUAUUAAUUACUUGAUGUACUAGAAUAAACUUGGGUCUGUAUAUUCAAGUAGUUGUAUUCUAGUACCAACUCUGCCAAUAACUUCCUGUAAGGGUAUAGAGAAGGUAUUUAGUCUCUGAUUUACAGCGAUUUACAUAUCAUCUACAAAUGAGGUCCCGGCAAUUAGGACACUCAAUCUUUUCAACUGUGAGGUAGGAUUUCUUGUAAAAAUUCUUAAUUGGGUGGAUAAUACAAUGACACAUUUUCUCUGUGCCCAUUGAUGCUGAGAGACAUAGCCAACAUAUAGCCUCAGUCAGGGUGGUGACAAGGGAGGAAAAGAAAUAAUUUUUUUUUUUGAAGUUUUUGGCCGGGGCUGGGUUUGAACCAGCCACCUCUGGCAUAUGGGGCCGGCGCCCUACUCCUUUGAGCCACAGGCGCCUCCCGAAAAGAAAUAAUUUUUGUCUUAAUCUAGAAACCUGGGCUCUGCAGUUGAGUGUGGAUUUUUUGCUCCUUAUCCCUGAGAGCCAGCAGGGCUCGGAACCAGCUUUUGGAACUAAGUCUGGCUGGGUACUGCUUUUCCAUGUCCAGAUGUAGGCAGGUGUCUCUGUGGGAGGAAAGUCACUCCACGUGGGGACGCAGGCUGCCAACUGUUGGUCUUGACAGCCCCCUGAACUUGGGCUCAGCUCCCAAAGGGGAAUAGCUCACGAUGGAAACAGCAAUGGCCAUUUGCUCAGGCAGCCAAGAGAAUGAAAAGUACCAGCAGUGUCUCCAUGGGAGAGGUGUGGUGGGCAACUUGGAGAAACCAACUUAAUGGAACAGGAUCACAGAACCCAUUCCCAGCAUUUUUUUCAGUUGCAUAAGAAGAGCGUUAUGUGCAAACUCUCAGGAAAUCUCUAGGAAAUGGUGCUGUGGACAAUCCAACUUUUACCCAACAACAGAAAUACACUCAAUCUAGUUCACCCAUUUGCUUUGAAUUAAAUUUUGUUAAUUUAUCUGUCUCUGUUAGAAUUUGACGAAAAGAACAAAAAAAUUUUUUUAAAUGAGAAAGGUCUCAGGUCAGGAUAGUUAAAAAAUAAUAAAAUAAAAAUUUUUGAAAAUAAUAGUAAAAGUACAAAAGGAUUUUGUUAAUUUAGAGAAAGAGCUCUUUGUAAGUUUCAGGAUUCUGCUCCUCCCUCAAAUAUUUAUGUAUAUAUCCUCCCCACCCAAAGUUUUAUCCACUUCCUUUUUUUAUUGCUGCCCCUUAUGAACUGUUUGGACAGUGGAUGCCUUUUCAGCUGGUAUUCUCAUGCUGCACUUUUGCUCCUCAGCUUAUCCGGGGCCACUGUAAAUGGCCUCUCCUAGCACGCCAGUAACUGCUGAGCUUUGAGACCAGCUGGCGGUGGAGAAGGCAGCAUUGGGCACUGGCGUGGCAGUGCAGGCUAAACCAGCCCCAGUGACAGUGUUCAUGCAACCUGUGCUGAAGCAGGCAGAUGGUCCUGCCCAGCUCUGUGCCUCAUCCAUGAAAGAUGACAGCUGCUGUGGUCUGAAUGUUUUAUGUUCCCCAAAAAUUCAUAUGGUGAAAUCUUAACUCCUAAAAUGAUGGUAUUAGGAGGUGGAGUCUUUGGAAGUGAUUAGGUCUUCGAGAGGUGAUUGGCUCUUAAGGGCAGAGCCCUCAUGAAUGGCAUUAGAGUCCUUAUAAAAGAGACCCCAGAAAGAUUCCUCACCUUUUCUCCAUGUGGAGGACACAGCAAAAAGAUGGUUGUCAGUGAAUCAGGAAUCAGGCUCUCACCAGACACCAAAUUAGCAUCUGAUUUUGGACUUUCCAGUCCCCAGAACCAUGAGAAAUAAAUUUCUAUUGUUCAUUAGCUACCCAGUCUAUAAUAUUUUGUGAUAGCAGCCCAAAGACAAGGGGUCAUAUGGGCAGUAUUUUGCUUGCAUAUACUUUGGAGGAAUUCUUUUUUAAAAAUAAAUGAUGGCACAUAAACUAUGGUGCAAUGGUCACACCAAGUCUUUUCAGGAGUAGAAAACUUGAAGGCAGGUGGAGUAAACUGAAACGUAUAUACCUUGUCCAAAGAAGUCAUUUUCUCUGUUCCAGCUGAUUGUUGCUGGAUCUUGAGAAUUUUUUUCAGAAGAAAAAAAAUUGGAUUUUUACAUAUGUAUCUGUGGACCACAUUCUUAAAUGCAAGCCUUUAAUGCUUACCAUGUGGUCUAGCAGAACAAGGAUGACUUCGGUAUAUAGACCCCAGUUUGAAUUGUGCUUCAGGAUGUGCUGGUUCUGUGAUCUUGGGGAGGAAACUACAUUCUCUAAGUGCCAGUGCCUCACCUUUGAAAUGAGGGCACCACUGUGAAGUAAUGUACAACAGAGAUAGGAGGAGGGCUAUCUGUCACACAUGUAGUGACUAGCACAGGGGACUUUCCAGAGCUUUUGCUAGUAAAUAGGAGAUUGUCCUCAGCCUACAGGGAAAAUGUUUGUGGAGCCUAUUGCCUUGUACCAGGCAUUGCACAUCUGUUUGCCUACACCACUCCAUUCCAUUCCACAUCUGGAAGCAACAGCCUGUCUCCAGGGGCUGAGGCAUAGGAGCAAAGCUGUUGAUCACAGAGGUAUAAUAGACCCUCCUACCUAACUUCUAUGGCUUUGCUUCCUUGGUGUCGGCUGCCAGGAUUUUUUUUUCCUAAGAAAUAAAUAUGAAAAGGGAAAUAAGUUGUGCUUUGUAUAGAUUUCUGAAGAAUGUUUUGAGAAUAAAAACAUCUAUAUUGCCUUCUUCCACAUUCACCUUAUAAGAGAACCUCAGGCCACCUUUGUGAUUGGUAAACCCUGGUAUACAAACCUGUUCAUGCCCUCCCAGUGGUCACGGCGUUAGCCACUGGUUCCAGGCAAGACCAGUCAUAUACCUCCUGAACACUAUUCAUGUGCCAGGCAUUGUGCUCUGCACCUGAGGUACGAGGAUAGGAAUAAUCAUGUUGUCCUUAACUGACAGGGAAGAUGGGCAAGUGACUUCACGGUGGAACAGCACAGCAUGAGGACAGCUAUACUAGACAUUUGAUACCCAACUUGGAGAAGGGCACAGGGUGCUAGGAGUAGAGUGGUGAAGGGGAAGAACAAGGGGUUAGUAGACAAAAAGAAAAAAAUGAGGAUGCUUAUCUGAGAGUUUUGAGUGAGGAUAUUUGCUGUAGAGAAACCUUGUAUACAAAGGCAGAGAUGAGAGCACAGCAUGGCUGGGCUGGCAGAGCAUGAGAGAAGCUGAGGACGAGGCUGAAGAGGCCGUGGGUGAUAGCAGGAGGACUUCAUAUGCUCUGCAGAGGAGAAAGGUUAUAUCCUGAUAACUCAGCACUUCAGGGAUUUGAGAAAAGGGCUGAUGAGAUGGAAGUUACAUUUUACAAAGAUCACUUUCCUCUAGCAAGGACGACAGAUGGCAGAGGCAGGGAUGUUGUUGAGGAGACCAUAAUUGAAGGAUCACUGUAGCAAUUUGAAAAGAAAUGAUGAGGCCCAAACAAUGGGGAGAUGAGGGAACUGAUUUGAAAAAUAGGCAGAGGGGUGAGUGUGAGGGAGUAGUUGGAGAUGACUCCCAAGUUAUCAUGUGGCUGACAGGAUGUGGUGCCAGGUCUUGGGCAAGGCGGCAAAGUGGGACUUGUCUUGGAGUGGACCAGAUGUAGGCAGGGGUAUGCUGUUCCAGAGUUUGAGAGAUUUUUGUGAUACUGCAGGAUAAGGGCCUAUAGUGGGCAAUUAAAGGGACCAGUUUUGUGCUCAGGAGAGAGAGAUGGGCUGGAGAUUAAGAUUUUUAGAGUCACCAUGGGUUAGAGUGAAAUCACCUGCAGAGAAUGUGCAGUGUGGGAAGUAGAGGAGACCCUCUCCGGUGAGGAGGGAACCCUGGGGAAGUGGAGAGUUUGGGAGCAGUUUGGAAAGCACAGGAAUGAGUGUGACUGACAGGCCAGAGGAAAAUCAGGAAAAAGCCAAUUUCUCAUUAGAGGGAGUAAUCUAAAGUGUAGAAUAUGUUAAAAACAAAGCAAGGCAAAAAAGUGCUUUUAAAAAAGUAUCCACUGGGGGACAAGGUUAUUUUGGUCACCCCAGCAAAUGCAAGGGCAGGGAAGUAGAGGGGACAGAAACCAACCUCUCCUGAGCUGAGGAGGGACGAGGAAGUGAGAAAUGUUCUCUCCUUGGAGAACGACUCAGCAUUACAAUAUUGGGUCUUUUCAUCCUUGAAUAUGGUAUAUUGGUAUAUCUCUCCUCCUAUUUAGGUCUUCUUUUAUACCCUUUAAUAAUGGUUUGUCAUUUUCUUCAUGAAGGUCUUGCAUUUAUCUGUCAAAUUUACUCCUAAGCGCUUAUAGAUUUGCUCCUAUUGACAAUGAAAUCUUUUCCUAUUCCUUCCUAUAAUUAGUAUAUAAAAAUCAAUAACUGACAUAUCCAGCAACUGUCCUUACCUUUCUUAUUCUAGUUUGUAUACGUUCCUUUUGGAUUUUUCUAUUUUUCUUUUUUAUUUUAUUUAUUUAUUUAUUGUUUCUGAAAACAAGUUUUAUUUAAAUAAGGGUUUAAAUACAUUAUGGAUUUUUCUGUUUUUCAAUGCACAAAAACACAGUUUAUCUUUAAAUUCUUACACCUCUCAUUUACUUUUCCUCUCAUACUGCAUUGGUUUUACUGCCAGAAAAAUGUUGAGUGGAAGCAGUGAUAACAGUCUUUUUAACAGCUUUAUUGAGAUAUGAUUCAUAUGCCAUAAAUUCAUCCUUCAGACCUCCUUUUUGGUUUGUUUUUAAUAGGAAUGCUUCUAGAAUUUUACUAUAUUAAGUAAAUUGACAGUUUCAUUUCCCUACUGAGUCAUGCCAUCUCUGACAUGUUUUAUACACUGAUGUAUUUCUGGGUUUUGAGUUCUGUUCUAUGCAUAUUAUUUGUCUAUCCAAAUGUGAAUACCACACUGCCUUAUCAUGGUCUUAUAUGUAAAUAAUAAGCAUGUAUCUGCUGUUGUUGAUUUUUUUAAUGAAUUCCCUUUAUCACAUUAAGGAAGUGCCCUUCUGUUCUUAACUUGCCAAGAGGUUUUUAUUUUUUAUUUUUUGUUUUGUUUUGUUUUGUUUGAGGUUUUUAUUUAUUUUUUAUUUUUUGGAGAUAGAGUCUUACUGUGUUGCCCUGGGCUAGACUGCUGUGGCAUCAUAGCUCACAGCAAGUUCAAACUCCUGGGUUCAGGUGAUUCUUCUGCCUCAGCCUCCCAAGUAGCUGGGACUACAGGCAUCUACCAUGAUGCCCAGCUAAUUUUUCUAUUUUUAGUACAGACUAGGUCUCACUCUUGCUCAGGCUGGUCUCAAACUCCUAAACUCAAGCAAUCCUCCCCACCUCAGCCUCCCAGAAUGGUGUGAUUACAGGCAUGACCCACUGUGCCUGGCCAGUCCAUAAAAUCUUAACAAGUCUAGUGUCUUGAAGGACUAGGGUUGGGAAGGGAUGCUAUGUAUCUUUUUUUUUGUUUUAAACUUUUAAAACCUUCACUAAGAUACUGCAUUUUAAAGGGAAGAUUGACAAGUCCACUUUUACUGAUUGAUAUUCCAAAUUUAAGGCUGCUUUCUUCAGUGGUUUGGUUUGCAGUUAAUACUUGCUCCCUUCUCUUUCCCAAUACUUCCUACCACUGUACUCAGAACAUUGCUUUUUAAUUAUUUGUGUGUCAUUUUACCACCAGAGUGUAAGCUCCUGGAGGAUGGGGUAAAGCAUUACCCUUAUUUGUUCCCCAGGGUCCAGCACAGUAAUAAUCCUAUUCUACAAGAUUCCUACAUUUUAUAUCCUGUAUUUAUAUGGUUAAGCUUCACCUUUCCUUCUUUCUCACUAGUCCCUGCCCUAAGCUGGGCUAUUUGGUAAUUUGGUAGUCUAAGCAAGGCCAGAGUCCUCCCAGGCACAAUGUAAAUAGAGAAAAAAAAAAACAUGCAAUGAUUUGACAUUGCCAACCAUGUCUUCUUUUCUUUUUUGUAGAGACACUUUAUGGCCCUCAGUAGAGUGCCAUGGCAUCACACAGCUUACAGCAAACUCCAACUCCUAGGCUUAAGCGAUUCUCUUGCCUCAGCCUCCCGAAUAGCCGGGACUACAGGCGCCCGCCACAACGCCCGGCUAUUUUUUUGUUGUUGUUGCAGUUCGGCCGGGGCUGGGUUUCAACCCGCCACCCUCGGUAUAUGGGGCCGGUGCCUUACCGACUGAGCCACAGGCGCCGCCCAACCAUGUCUUCUUAAAUCUCAAGUUCAACAUCUCAGUUCUGCCCUUUGGCAGCUGUGUGGCUAUGAAAACUACACUACCUAUCUUAUGGGGCUUUUUGUAAGAUUGUAAUAGUACAUACAUCCAUCAUGUAUCCCACAGGGUGGCUCAGUAAGUGCUAAUUAUAAAAUAUUUAAAACAAAAAAACUAUUGGCUUUGGUGACACUUGGCUUUUGGUUUCCUUUUAUUUUCAGUUUCAUCUGUGGGUUUGUGGUUGUGCAACAUAAAUAGAUUAAAAUGCCUUCAGAGCUACCUCUCUUCUUUCUUUAAAAUAGAAAAAAGGAGAAAUUAACCAUUCCUUCCCACCAGUCCCUGCUCCACACGGGGCUGUUUGGUAGUCCAAGCAAGACUAGAGUCCUCCUGGGGACUUUUGUUAGUCCUCUUGGAAAAACAGCUCUUUCUUCCACUGGAGUUGCUAAGCAACUCCAAAGAUGGACCACUUUUGUCAUCACAGAGAGGGAAUCUGCCUGACAAUGAAGUCAACACAGAAGAAAAGAAAACCAAGAGCUGGAAAAGAGUUUUGAUGUCUUUAUUUGAUCCCUGGUUCUAGCUGUAUCUCAAGCCAGUUAACCAUCCAUGAUAACUGAAAUAAUAAAUUACCUUUUUAUUGCUUAGGCCAGUUUGAAAUGGGUCUGUGUGAUUGCAAAUAAAAUUCCUUAUUAACACAUAACUGGUUCCUUCCCUUUACUUCACUCAUUGACAUCAGUUUCUAUCUGCUUUUAGUGCAAAGAGGAACAUAGAUUUUAUUGGGUCAAGUUUGGGAAAGACCCGACAAGAUGCUUAUGACAAGAAUGUUUCCUCUGACCCCAAUGGGAAGCUAUCAUCAAUAGAGAACUUUGAUGGGCUCCUUAUAUAAUUUGGUAAAGACAAUCCAUCUGUUUCUUCCCCCAAUAGAAAGUUUACAUUUGUAGUCUGGCAAGGCUACACAUUUAU